AUGCCGCCAAAACGAAAGCGAUCAGCCACUGUAACCUCGGUCAAGAAAGACGCCAUGGACGCUGUACAGCCCUCAUCGCGCGAUGCCUCGGACGAGGGUGCCGAGGACCCUGUUCUCCAGGCAGUCGCGUCCAAGAAGGAGCGACAGGCCGAUGCCAAUGGCACAACCACUAAGCGGGUGCGCGUUAGGGGCGCCCACGGCGACCAAGACAGCGACGAGGAUGAGCGCGCGAGCAAGAAGAGCCGACGCACAUCAUCGCUUGCGGGCGACGACCACGGCGAGGGUGGUGAGGCCGGAAGCAUGCGCAUGGAGCCUCCACCAAAAGCUGGCUUGGUCGACCCUGUAGGCUACAAGACGAACCCCCCGCCAGAGGGACGACCGGUCAGGAUAUAUGCAGACGGUGUUUUUGAUCUCUUCCAUAUCGGACACAUGCGCGCCCUGCAGCAAGCCAAGACGGCCUUCCCCGACGUCCACCUCGUGGUCGGCGUUACCGGUAACAAGGAGACACACAAGCGCAAGGGCCUUACUGUCUUAUCGGCAAGGGAGCGUGCCGAGAGUGUGCGCCAUUGCAAAUGGGUCGACGAGGUCAUUGAGGACUGCCCGUGGAUCGUCACCGCCGAGUUCUUGUUGAAGCACAACAUCGACUAUGUUGCCCACGACGACCUCCCCUAUGGCGCAGACGAGGGUGAUGACAUUUACGGUCCGAUCAAGGAGCGAGGCAUGUUCUUGGUCACCCAAAGAACCGAGGGUCUCAGCACAACGGGCAUCAUCACAAAAAUCGUACGCGACUACGACCAGUACAUCGACCGCCAACUCAAACGCGGCACUUCGCGCAAAGAACUCAACGUAUCGUGGCUGAAGAAGAACGAGCUCGACGUCAAGCGCACCAUGGCCGAGCUCCGUGACAGCAUCAAAGCGAACUGGACCACAACCGGUCAGGAACUUAGCAAGGACUUCCGCCAGUUCUGGCAAUCAAGCCGUCCAGCAAGCCCAGCUCGGACACCAACACGGGAGCAGACCCAGGCCGAGGCCAUGGAAUCAGCCAACGUGGCUCGAUCGCCCUCUGCUAUAUCGCGCCUCAGCCACCUUGACAUCCCGCGUGCGAACAACAGCACGAGGGAAAGCUCCGAGUUCGCGGCUGGAUAUAAUCUAGGUUUGAUUGGAGGUGUGCGAUCAUGGAUGGCCCGCAGUCGUCGUAACCUUAAUGACAGUAGGCCGCAGAGCCCCAUUGACGAAAGCUCAGACGAGCAGGAAGCGAGGAGUCCCCAUCAGGAAGCGCCCCGUGGACGUACUGGCAAACAAACGAAGAGCGAGGCUAUGGAUACUGCAGCUUAG
Alternaria atra is the source of this 1335-nucleotide messenger RNA. RefSeq lists its product as uncharacterized. The record is from RefSeq and is a predicted model, not a curated record. Gene Ontology annotation, biological process: CDP-choline pathway. NCBI's taxonomy places the organism in Eukaryota, Fungi, Ascomycota, Dothideomycetes, Pleosporales, Pleosporaceae. Gene Ontology annotation, cellular component: nuclear envelope. Gene Ontology annotation, molecular function: choline-phosphate cytidylyltransferase activity; phosphatidylcholine binding. The transcript is spliced from 3 exons. The coding region runs from base 1 to 1335 and encodes 444 amino acids.